Tremella mesenterica DSM 1558 is the source of this 4584-nucleotide messenger RNA. RefSeq lists its product as uncharacterized. The transcript is spliced from 10 exons. Lineage: Eukaryota; Fungi; Basidiomycota; Tremellomycetes; Tremellales; Tremellaceae. The coding region runs from base 1 to 4584 and encodes 1527 amino acids. The record is from RefSeq and is a predicted model, not a curated record.
AUGGCAGCUCAGGUCUUCGCAGAGACACCGUCAAGGCUGUUGAGGAGGGUACAGCUGCUGGAGGAUAUGGAAAUGCCUUCUCUUCCCAGCAUUCAUCAUGACAUGGGGUAUGAGAGCAGCCUCACUUCGAGCGACAACGACAGUCUGGUUCAUGUUCAACAACACACAGAGGCAAGUCAUGAUGUGGAGACUCCUCAUCCCCACCGACUCGCUCCUGCCCAAGCACAGAGCAAAGUUCCUUCCGAGACAUCUUCCACUUCUGCCGGCUCACCUUAUCCUCCCACACACGCCGGCGCAUUGGUUGGUACUCCCUCCUCUCGUGAUUCAUCCAAAGUCCUCACUUCUACUCCAUCCACACAACAUCAUUAUCACUCCCACUCACAAUCGACUCGCAUCCGAGGUGACGACACCAGGUCUACCGUGACGGCGAAACAUGAGCGGACAAGGAGUGGAACAACUGGCCUUGGGAAUAGUACACGGACUGGAAGAGAGAACUGGCACACUCCGCGAGAAAGCUCUAGCUUCUCUGCAGAUGAGAGUUUGAUAGAGGAUCAUGAUGCGGAAAUAGCCACCAACGGACAGUCUAGCGAUACCUCGUUUUCUUCCCAACAGUCAGAUAUGGUGAAUAUUAUUGAUACCCCGCUCACUCGACGUAUAUCCGCCAGUCACGUCGUGUUCAACAGACCACGCCGACGAGGGUUAUCUAGCCAGCAGACGGAACAUGGAAUGGAGGCUACUUCGUCUUUGCCUCCACUGGAAGAGGUUUCAAGCCCGGGGUCCUCCAUUGGCAUGGCACUCACCAUUCCCGACGAGAAAGAACGCGUCCCAAGCCUGUCAAGGAGCGAGCUGUCUGGAGCCGAUACGGACGGGGAGGCGAGGACGCCUGAGGGCCCUACGAGGGCCGUCAUCAUCGCAACCCCCCGCUCGAAUCAUGGCGGGCAACCUGACGACAACGGAGUGGACGUGGAACAUGAUCCCUUGGGCGGUUACGGUAGUCCCAAUAUUUAUCAUGACCUGGCGUCCACGGUCCUGCAAGAUGUCACGGUCUCGUUACAGAAUGUCAAGACACCAACUCCACAAACUCCCUCACCGUACGCCCAUUCUCUUCACAGCGACAUGUCGACUCCUCGAGCACCGUUGAACGACGCGGAACGGCGCAAAAGUCAUGUACUUGCAGUGCUUAGUUCCAGUCAACUACCCACGCGCACUUGGCGAGCUCCGGUACGUGGUACUCCACAUCCUCUGCGGCGAGUAUCAAUGCCUCCGUCCUCGACAUCGAUCAUGGAGGAAGGGCACGAACCGUCUGUACGACAAUCUCGGUUCACAAUUCAGCCUGGCGGUCGGUCAAACCUCAGCGUUGGAGCCACCUCGGCUCAAAACGAAUCAUUCAUAUCUAUAGCCUCGUCCGCAGAUCUCACUUCGGAUAAGCGGGGCACCACAGUCCAUCAUACUCAUUCUCGAAUCAACACUUCUUUCCCCACCAUUCUGCUUCCCACAGGUGCUCAGUCCAAUGGUCCCCUGCGAGCCGUUUCCGAUCAGCGAGCUGAUGGCAUCAAGAUCCACAAGCACCUCAAUGCUAUGAACAAGCAGCUACUCGAGACCAACUCAGAUCUCGCCCGAGAAGCUGAAGCUUGGCGGGAUGAGGCUGAGCGACUCAGGGCUGUCUUGGAGGAGGCAGGAGUGGAGUUUGAGGACAUCGACGUUAUGGCAAACAUCUCCGGAGUUCAACGUAGUCUGUCGUUCACGAACUCGUCUGUCAAGUAUGACGAAGGAGAGAGCUCGGCUCGUGUCCUAAGGAAUGGCUCAAGCGACGUCGAUGCCUUUGUGACCCACCAGCAAAACAAAGACGCAAACGAGAGAAGUGGCGCCGUGGAUGAGCUGGUCGAAAGGCUUGAAGAGCUCGAAGGGGUAAUCGACAACAAAAAUCGUAUGAUAGCCGAUCUGGAACAUGUUUUGGAAACCGCUCGAGUGUCAACCGAUGACGGUUCAAUUGCACACAGUCAAUUGCGAGAUCUUGAGCUGCAGCUGGAGGAAAGUGAAAGGUGCAAGAUGCAGAUCCAAGCCGAUUUCGCAUCUCAGACUGGGGAACAUGCUAGAAAAUUCGCGGAAAUCUGCUCUGGCUUUGAGGAACAGGUUACAGAACUCGAAAUGCGGCUGGCGUCCGCCAGGAGUGAGGCGGAUCGGGUCAAAGCCGAAAAGGAAAGGCUCCAGGCCAUGGCUGAGAAUGAAAACACCACAGACAGAGAGAAGGAGUUACGGUUGCAGGUUGCCCAGCUCGAGCGAGAAGUCUCAAAAGCAAACGAAGCUGCCGGAAAUCAUGAGGUGGAGGCGCAAAGAUACAGGGAGGAGAAGGCACGAGCGGUGGAGGAGCUCGACAGCUUGAGAUCCCAGGACCAAGAGCUCCGAGCAAAGGUCAGAAGACUUGAAGCGGAUUUGAACGACGCGGUGACUCUAUCAGACGAAGCGGUAAACGAUCUCGAAGUCGCGCAACAGGCUCAGGCCAGUGCAGAAGGUGCAUUGGCAGAAGCUCGUCUUCGCAUUGAUGCUCUCGAGUCGGAGGCGGAUCAACAUCAGGCAACGAUUAGCGAUCAAGAGACCGAACUUGAUCGUCAGCAUGAGGAACUCCAAAGUCUUCUGAAUCGCAUCGAGGAGCUCGAACAGGGACAAUCGACAGGUAUGUCGGAAAAGGAAGCUGCAGAUGUGGACCGUCUCCAAGCAAUGGUCGAGAAGUUGAAUUACUCUCUUGAGCAGCGCGACGUGGAGAUUGAGCUCUUACGAGGGCAGCUGGAAAAGGUGGACAAGUCGGUCGUACCGGUGGAUGAAGAGCAACGAAGUUACGUGGCUGCGAUUGAAGAACGACUCGACGAUGCCUAUCGCGAGAUUGGUCGUCUCAAGCACGAGCUUUCAGCCUCGCCGCAUCGAAAAUCGGCGGUUGAGAUACGAGACGCUAGGAUACGUGCUUUGGAGCAGGAGAAGGCUACUUUACAGCAGAGACUGGCGACCAGCAAGACAACGGCAUCCAUCGCGAGCUCGUCGAUGCAGAUGGCUGGAUCACCAUUCACUCGGCCUACACCAUUUGUACACAAGGCUAUCUCUUCCAUCAAAGGGCUCAAAACACCUGGCUCUAUCCAAGAGAUGUCCUGGCUACAGACCACUAUUGGAAACCCUGACGAAUCCGUGCUGCACGCCCAACUCGAACAUCUACAGACCCAGCUGAAUGAUGCAAAUGAACAGCUCGAUCAGAAUUUCAGUAGACUCGAAGAGGCUGGUAUUGGGGCGAUUGGCCUGGCCGAGGAGCUAGCUGCGGCACGGGAUCACAUUGGGCAGUUGGAGGAUGAGAUUCGCACGUUACUUCAGCGAAAUAAAGCGUCAUUGGCGUUGGUGAAUGCUCAAAGGGAGGAGAUCAGCCGAGAAAGCGACGUGAAGCUUCAAAAAGCCUUGGGGGUAGUACAUGACCAACUCGAGCAUCUCAAAGCGGACGAGACGGCUGAAAGAGGACGGCUGCACCGAGAGAAUAGCCAACUCCAAGAUCUCCUUCGAGACCUGCGGAUGAAGAGUCAGAAAGAGGCGACCUCUUUCCACUCCGAACUGCAGAUCAUCGAGGCCGCCGCUCAAGCAGAGAUCACGAAGGUCAAGAAGGCUAUGACGACGAUAGUGGGUCAGAGGGAUGAUUUACAGAAAGAGCUUCGUGCUACUUCUACCAAGGUUAUCAGACUCGAGCGAGAUCUGGCUUCACAGAGGGAAGAAUAUGAACGACUCAUCGAGCGACAAACCACAUUGGCAGGCGACACGACUCAGCUAGUUCGAGCACGGGCCACUAUCAAAUCCAUCGAGCUUUCUCUGCGUGAAACGAACGCUCGGUCUGAUAGCUUGACUGGUCAAUUGGACGAAUCACGCAGACGCUUGUCUGAUGCUCAGGAAAAGAUCAGAGAGCUCGAAAGAGAGCGAGCGACUGUCAUCCAGGAUCUGGCGGUGUUUGAGUCGGACUUGGAGAGACAACAUGUGGAGAAUGCCAAUUUUUCGGCAGCCCUACGGAUGUUCAAGGAGCAGCAAGCUACGAUGUUACUGCAGGAAUCAGACUUAGGAAAGCUCAGAGAGGAGUUGCGAGCUGCUCAGCAUAAGCUUCAGUCAAGUAUGGUACAACUUGAUGAGGCCAAGCAGAAGAUGACUGAGUUGGAAGAAUUGCGGGACAUUCAAUUGAACGCAACAUCGCGGAACGCUCUGGAAGAACAGAGAAGUCGGUUCAAGGCGCAAGCAAAAGAUUUAGCUGUACAAAUCCGAUAUUUGAAAGUCAAAUUUACUCGUGAAGCUUCGUUCCGGAAUGCGUUGGCGUUGCAGAAACGGUACCUUCUGUUAUUGGUGGGAGGCAUGAGUCUGAAUGAACAAGCUACUCUCAAGGCCAUAGCAUCAAUGGGCUUUCCCUCACCUCAGCCUCCUACCCAGAAGAGAACGUUCAAAGCUGUAGCUUUGGCUGUCAUGAGCGUUAUCCGCACCAGAAAUGCUGCUCAGCAAUGGAGAGCAGAGAGGGAGCUAAAGUCGGACGCAGUAAUGAAUCAUGAAAGAAGGAGAGUAUCCUCACGAUGA